This is a messenger RNA of Limulus polyphemus (Atlantic horseshoe crab), 6991 nucleotides long. Its product is annotated as tyrosine-protein kinase RYK-like. The record is from RefSeq and is a predicted model, not a curated record. Lineage: Eukaryota; Metazoa; Arthropoda; Merostomata; Xiphosura; Limulidae. The coding region runs from base 592 to 2268 and encodes 558 amino acids. Gene Ontology annotation, biological process: protein phosphorylation; cell surface receptor protein tyrosine kinase signaling pathway; positive regulation of kinase activity. Gene Ontology annotation, molecular function: ATP binding; protein kinase activity. The transcript is spliced from 15 exons. Gene Ontology annotation, cellular component: signaling receptor complex.
AUCGUGAACAGAAGACAUGUGAUAAGAGUUGUGAACUUGCAUGGUUGUGUAAAUUAUGGCGUAUUGUACGAAGACUCACAACAUAGUGUGGGCUUGUCUUGGAAUUAGCUUUUUAAGAACGCCAGGUAAUAAUUAUGCAGGAAAGUAUGAAAUAUUGGGUAACCUUUGGUGAACUAGUUUCCGAGAUUAUGGAAAAUUCUGAAUAUUUCGAAUGAAAACAAAAUAUUGUUCUUAUACCCUUACUAGUUUGAUUGAUAACUUUGGGGCCAGCCGUAGUCUUGUGCUGUGUUAACACUAAUUCAUAUGAUACAGGUAUGUAACUGUAUUAUUAUUAGGUACUUCAACUUAAUUUGUCCAGAACGUUUUACCAUUUUAGUUAAUGAGAAUCUAGAGGCCUAGUAUCUCCAGAAUGAACUAGGCUACACAGAACGUGCGUGUUAUUUUUGGUACAACCUAUAAGCAACACCACCCUAAUAUUUCAACAGUCGUUGAGGGGAAUCGCCGUCUCCCAGCUGGGCCUUCUAGUCGAAGCUUAACAUUUGUGUUCACGUUAGCAGGAGGCCUUGCUUUCGUUGUUGCUUGUGUACCGCAAUGGCAGCCGAGGUUGUCAGACGCGAUGAAAAGUGGCCAGGGACCGUGUUUAUAAUUAUCUGCGUUUUAUGCGUUAGCUUGUCUACUGGAGAGUUUAGCCUGUUCCUGAAGCCGGACGAAGUUCACAAACUCUUUGGACUGAACUCUGAACUGUAUUAUGUGAGAAAAGGAAAGGUUAAUGACUAUGCUUUAAAGUUUGAAGUAGUUGUACAAGCCAACAUAUCUGAGUUGCAUUUUACAUGGCAGAGCCUCAGUAACAGCCAGAUGUCCUAUGUAAUAGCCAUAGCAGUGAAUAAUACAGAGGCUUUAGGGACUCCUCAACUUAAUAUUACAAGAACUGGCAUUGUUCCAAAAAAGCAGCAAGUGUUUCGUUUGAUUCUUCCUUGUACUGGCAAAAAGAGUGAAGAAGUAGAUGUGAGUCUGCACAUUAACAUAACAGCUGGAUCCCCAGUUAAUGUGACUUCUCUAACUCUUCGAAGAAAAAAAAUCUGCCUCAAAGAUGCUAAUCGAAAUGGAACAAUGCUAAUUGAUCCUUCAGCAGUGGUAGCAUCUACCAGUUCUUUCUAUGUUGCUGUUGGCUGUGCUAGUGCACUCAUUGUAGUCAUUACAAGUGCUGCUACGACCUGUUACAUUAGAGCUCAAAAAGCUCGUCGGAAUGAAGCUCUGAAGGGGAACUCACCAGGACUUACUGCCCAAGGACAGACUUUUCUCAGAGUGGACACACCUAAUAAUGCCAGCACCACAGGAAGUUACUCUAGCUUUCGCCGUUUAACUCCUGUUAAUGUUCCAGUUCAGGUCAAUGACCUACGUGCUUCUGAACUUACAGAACAGAUAAGUGAAAUUGCUGUUGAAAGGAGAAAGAUCUUUUUACAUGAAAAAUUACAGGAAGGCACUUUUGGUCAAAUAUAUCAUGGUGUAUUGACAGAGGAUGAAAAUGAAGUCAGCAGUAAACAGGAUGUCUUUGUUAAAACAGUUUCAGACCAAGCUUCUCAAGUUCAAGUUUCAUUGCUGUUGGCAGAAGGAAUGAGAAUGUUCUCUUUAAAUCAUAAAAAUGUGUUAUCUGUGGUUGCUGCAUGCAUGGAUGACCCUCAGAGGCCCCUGUUAGCUUAUCCUUACAUGAGUCAAGGAAAUCUUAAAAGUUUUCUUCAAAAAUGUAAAUUCUCAGCUGAAGGACACUGUCAUACCUUAGUUACUCUGGAUCUGGUUUUGCUGAAAUGGAUGUUGAAAGUAACAUUGAUUGGGAUGAAAUUGAAAACAGCUUUUUGGAAUGUGGAUGAUCAACUACAAGUUAAGGUAACAGAUAAUGCCUUAUCACGUGACCUCUUUUCAAAUGACUACCAUUGCCUCGGUGAUAAUGAAAACCGACCAGUCAGAUGGUUAGCUCUAGAAAGCUUACUUAAAAGAGAAUUUUCUACAGCCAGUGAUGUGUGGUCAUUUGGAGUAACACUUUGGGAAUUGAUGACCCUUGGUGAACAACCUUACGUCGAAAUAGAUCCAUUUGAGAUGGCAGCUUCACUCAGAGAUGGUUAUCGAUUGUCUCAACCAAUCAAUUGUCCAGAUAAACUGCACAGACUGAUGGCUUUCUGCUGGACAGCCAUGCCAGAAGAACGACCGACGUUUAACCAGCUACUAAGCUAUCUUCAAGAUUUCCACACAGCCUUAGGCUGCUACAUUUGAUACAUAUAGAUCCAUUUGUCAUCUGCACGUGAGCAAAAGCAAAAUACACCCACAAGACUGGAUUUUGCUACAUGUAACUUUACCAGAUGACCCAGGAAUGGACCUGGUUCUUGCAAAUGCCUCUCCAGUUGGAACUUGCUUUAAUUGACAAAGAACUGGAAAGCAAUAAGAAUAUAUUUUAGAAGACUUGUUGCUAAGUCAUAGUAGCCUCAUUAAGUUACUAAAAUUAGCCCCUAGAAACAAUUACAUCUUCUAAUCCAAUGUGAAAUCAUAACUUUAUUAAGGCAUCAUAAAAAUGUGACACAGUUUAGACUGUACAGAUUAUCAAAUAGUUUCAAUGAACGUAUACAUAAUAUGUAGUUGCAUAUAGUUUAUAAAACAAAGUAUGAUGUUAUAUCAAAUCAUUUUUCAUUCAAUGAGAGAAAAUUCUAUCUAUAGGAAUUUAUCCCAGAUAACCCUAGCACAGUUAGUUAAGAAGGAUGACUCGUGAACUGUCUUUAACCUAGUUCAUUGACAUUACACUGCAUAGCAGCUACAAUGUUCAAAGUUAUGAAACUCGCAUUAGCAUAGUAAAAUAUUUAUUGUACCCAAAUUGAGUAUGAGCCACAAAGGACUAAUAUUACAGAAAUGAUGACUAACUAUUCCCUAGGGCCAUGAGUAAAUCACAUCUAGGCAUACUCCUUACAAAGCACAUUUUAUCCUGCCUUCUGUUAACUUUGGAAUAUGGUAUAGUGCAUGUUAUUUUUCCAGAAAGAUCUCUCAUCUCAAAAUUAAGAAAUCGCUUUUUUUCUUUUAUUUUUUAGAAAUAUUGUUGCAUUAUGUACAAGAUGGACUACUCCAUUUAAAAUCUUCUAUUCAUUUUUAUACAUCUUGCAUUGCAUUUACAAGUACUACAAAUAAAGACUCGAUAUUUUUCUACAAAUGUGAUAGUAGUUUAAGAAAGGUUCUAGAGGAGGGAAAGAUGAGAAAAUGGUUGGUGUUUAAGUCAAAGAAAUAACAGUUAUGAGAAAGGUAGUUUAGCCAUAUUUGUUCAAAGAUUGUUUUAAGUUUUGGAUAUUCUUUUACUUACAGUGACUAAAGUAAUAUCGGAACAUGAUACAGACAUUGUCAUUUUUAUAAUGGUGAAUUUGGUAAAAAAUACUGACUUUACAUUGUAUGAAAUUAGUUCAACUGUUUGAUCUUAUAUGUUGUAGGUGUAAUUACAGAAGAUAAGGUUCUUUUACAGUUAGAAACUUCUACAAAAGAUUUGUCUUUACUUUUCAAACAUUCAAGUUUCUCCAAAAAUCCAUGAGAUUAGAUUCAAAAUUAAAUCCAGCUCUAAUCCUACAAAAUAUGUUUUUCUGAGAUGGAUUAAUCAAAACUGAUAAGAGUGUCAAAUGAACAUAAUAUUGUCCCCAAACUUUAACUGAUAAAAUGACAGUAUCUGUAUCUUAAAUCUGAGCAACAACAUUGUGAUGAAGGUGAGAAAAAAAAAUGUAACUUAAUUUGAACCUGUACUCUACAAUUAAUCCCACUGUAUUUGUGUUCAAAUCCAGCGUAUGAAGCUUUUGAAGAUCAGGAACGGGAAUGCAUAUUAAAACUGUUACAAAUAACACUUUGAAGUAGCAUUUUAUAACUUUCAAACAUGUAGUAACUAAACUUCACUUUAGAAAGAAAGAAACAUUAGUUUUAAGUUUAUAUCUCACCAGGCUGUUAGAAUUAAUCUAAUAACAUGCACCAAUUCACUUCACAUAUAAAUACAAGUGUUACAAAUAACACUUUGAAGUAGCAUUUUAUAACUUUCAAACAUGUAAUAACUAAACUUCACUUUAUAAAGAAAGAAACAUUAGUUUUAAGUUUAUAUCUAACCAGGCUGUUAGAAUUAAUCUAAUAACAUGCACCAAUUUACUUCACAUAUAAAUACAAGUUGUUUGGUAAUCCAUUCGGUUACAAAUCAAAACUUCCAACUAAUUCAGUGAUACCAUUAGUUUUAUAUAUAAAAAAAAAUACACUACUUUCAAUUUUUGUGGUUUUAUAAUCUUAAAUUAUUGUAUUUUACAAAGUUAAUGGUUUGUCUUAAAGUUCAACAUACAUUUGACAGCAGGCAUACUUACGUUAAUAAAUCAUUAAGAUUUAAUGAAAUAAGUUGUAUUAUUAUAACUCAAUGCUAGCUAUGAGUGUGAUCAGCAAAUAAUAAGUUCAAUAAUUACAAUUUAGUUAUAUUUUUUAAGGACCCUUUCUGAUUGCCUUAAUUUUUCAAUAAGUGGCCAAAGAAUGUGUGUCAAAACAUUGAUGUUUGAUAAUUUUACACACUAACAGGAAUUUGGAUUGGUUAGCUUGUUUGUAUCUAAAUCUUUUAGUUUAUUUUACAUCACAUACUUAUCCAUUAUUGCUAAGAAUACUGAGAUAAAAUUUACUGUUCUACAAGGAUUGUUCGACAUUUUGAAAAUAUUCUUGUGCUGUGUAUAGAACCAUAAAGCAUCCCACAAACAAAUGUGAUACUGACAAUCCAGAAUCAUGUUCUGGUGUGAACAGUUGUGUAAAAAGUGCCAACUUUAUUGCUUUUUUUUCUAGGGACCAGAAUGUAGCAUUUGGAAAUUUAUGAAAAUGUGAAGGAGAAACUAGAGACUUGCCUCUUUAUAAAGAGAGGUGCAUUGAGGAAAGAAUAUUUCUUUGGAAAUUUUAGAAUGAAGAAACAUUCAAUGUUAUUCACAUAAGAAUUCUGAAAAAAUUACAGCUUGAGAGUAAACAUUGUUUCUUGAUGAAUGUAAGACUCCAUGAACCAUCUAGUGUAUGUAUUGAAUAUUAGGAUCUUCAGCUUGAUCAUCUUUUCAUGAAUUUCUCUGUGUAGUGUCUACAUUUGUUUUUACAUCUUUAUCUCUUUGACAUCUUAAUGCUUUUUUUCUAAACAUUUAUUAAUAUCAUAAUGACAUAAAAAGUAUUUCUGUGAAUCAAUUUUAAUAAUCAUAGUCCAAUUUUCAAGUUAUGUUUCAGUAUUUAAAAAUUACUUGUUAUAUCUGUCUUUAAUGUUGUUUUAAAAUGUACAUCUUUCCACCAUUUUGCCUAUUUUUGAGGUAAAAAAAGAAUCAUUUAUGAACGGCCAAAUAUAGAUGUUUAGUAGUUGUAAUGCUAUGUUUUAAACUACAAUAUACUAUUAGCACCUCCAACAUCAAUUCAUUUUAUGACAAUGGGCAAGAAAAUUUCAAUUUCAGAACCAUACUCAUAAUUCCCCUUUAUUUACUUUACUUGAUUAGCAUCUUUACCAGCACUGUGGAUUGUUUUGAUGCAAUUUUCCAAAUCUGUGUACCCUUAAGUUAAUUUAAAACACAUCUUGGAAUUUUAUUUAGAAUAAUCUAUAUGCCAUUCUCAUUUGUAAUCACAGUUAUUGAAGUUGUUUACUGAAAUUUUUCAGUUUAUUUUUGCUUGGUAUUGACAUUUCUGCUGUUUUGUGUAAUUUUAUUUUCUAGAAAGAUUUCAGUGCACUUGCACAAACCAUAUUUCCUGAACCACAUCUGUGGCUAAUAUAAAAAAUAUUGAGAUUGAUUUCUAACAGUUGAAGUUCUUCUACUGGUUUCAUAAACAACCCAAAAGACAUUAAAAUUCCUGUUCUUGCAAUCUUGUGUUAAACUUCAGAAGAAAUACCUUUUGAUGAUCAUGAAAUGAAUAAUUUUCAGUUUCAGUACUUGUAGUUUAACUUAUUUAUGAAAUAUAAAAUAGAUUUUUAAAUGUCAGUGAAAAAUAAAAUAAGUUGUGUGUAUAAAUCCUGAUUUAUUGAAAAAAAUCAAGUAUUUCAACAGAACUAUUCCAGUUUCAAAAAGGCAUCAACUAAAUUUGCUAUGGAUUUUUGAAAGACCAUUUAAAGACUUCCUAAUACCAUUUUUAUUAGGAAUAUUGUUUAGUUAUGAGCUUUUUAGCAUAAUAUUUGUGUUUAUCACUGUUUUACAAUAAUUGAAAUAUAUUAACUAAUAAAAUUUAAAUUUGAUGCUUUUUUGUUUUAAUAUAUGUAAUUUCUAAAUAGUUUCACAAAAUCAUGGACACCUUGUCAUUGAUUGGUGAAAACAAAACACAACAUUACAAACGAUAUAACAAAAGUAAAAUGUAUUAUUAAAAAUGCUUAAAUGGUUUUAGCACUUUGAAGAAAUGUGGCCUUAUGCUGUUAAUAUUGUGUAUGUACCAGGUAUGAGCUUUGGUAGCUGUAGAAAAUUAUCAUGAAGCUGUUUUCAAAUUAUUUGUAUGUAAUUUAAUAUUGAAGCGUACUUUUAAUAUAUGUGCGUACUUUUUCUAAUGCCCUUGCAUUCACUCUCACUGGAUAAGAGUUCAGAAUCAGAUUCGUUCAUAAUCGAGAUUAAUGUAGUUUGUAGGGUGAAAAAAGUAUUCCGAAACAGGAGUUGAACCCUGGAUCUUAAGGUAACGGAAGUUGUGCAGAACUUGAGGUAUUUGGUAGAAUCCAGCCACUCUCUGUUUACAUCUUUAAUAUUUUAUUAAUCUUGCAAAAAAAAAACGCUCCUUUAUUAUGCCCGUUUUGAAGCAAAGCACUAGUCACUUUUUAUGUGGACAUCAAAAACCUUUUCCUUUUGAUAGGUGUUGUUUUGCUCAGCUGUAUUAUUUCUUCAGUGUUAAAUUGCUGAUUAAAUAUGGACAUGCUCAAGGGUGUUUAUUAAUGAUGUACGAAAUGUUUGUUGCCCAUUGUACAUAUUUGUAUAUAUAUAUAUUGUACUGAAAUAUAAAUUUUGUUCCUUGCUUU